AACUUUGAAAUUAAAACAGUUUUAAGCAACUUGUUCAGAGUUUUAAAAAAAAUACACGAACAGAUCUAAAUAUAGUGGAACAUUACGAAGGUGUUUGAAGGAGAGAGAGAAACGCAGACGAAACCAAAUCAAAAAGGUAAAAGAAAGCCCCGUCACUUCCUGCUGAGAUGACGAUUGAUAUUUCAAACCUCAGAGAGAUUUCUCAUUCACACAGAGACAUCAGCAGCACCGCAGCUCUGAGAGUGAUGCUUAUGAUCCAGUAAGCCAUGAUGAGAGGGCGGCUCCUGUUUGUGCUCUGGUGCUUCAGCAUCCUGGCAGCGGCCCGCAGCAUCACAGUUUCAUGUGUGAGUGACUACAUCACAAACAUAACCUGUGUGGUGAACGGCAUCAACAUCAGACCUGACAACUGCAGCCUGAAGUUCACUUUUACAGAAAGCAACACGUGUCCAAUCGUGGCGACUGAUCAGGGUUACUUCUGCAACUGUAAAGUUUCAGAUUCAGAAAUGUCAAGCUUUUAUACAUAUGAAAUACAGUUUUGUAAUGAAUCUUGCUACAAAGUUCUCCAAAGUCCCUUCAAACCAAAACUUAACAUUAAGCUGAGUCCACCCCCUGCAGUGGAUCUCCAAAAAUCAACAGAUUAUAUUAACAUGACCUGUAAGAGUGACAGGUAUGAAGAACACAUGUACCUUAAAGGCAGACUCAAAUAUGAAGCUCUGCUUCAAGAAUCCCACGGCAGCUGGAACAGAACUGUUUCCCUCACACCACCUAAAAAUGAUUAUGCAAUUCCUAGCAAAGCAUUGCUCAAACAAAACACAGAGUACUGCGUGAAAGCCAGAUUUAAGGCUGAAGACACACGUGACCAGAACUCUGUGUGGAGUGAGUGGGGUGAACCAGUAUGUUGGACAAAUGAACAAAUGACAGAACAAGAAGACAUAGUUCCUAUUUUACUCAAAUCUCUGGGUCCCGCCUGUUUUAUUAUUGUCAUCGUCCUGUUUGUUUUCUACAAUCCUGCUACAAGAAUGAAGAUAAAAACUCUGGGCCGCACACCAACACCGGCCCCGUUCUUUAAGCCUCUGUUUCAGCAACAUGACGGAAAUCUACAGGAGUGGCUUUCACCUCACGGCAAGUAUGAUCUGACGUACAAAACCGAGGAGGACUUGAUCACCGAUGACGUGACUGUUGUGCCAAAGUCCAGCCCAAAGGAUUUAGAGGAGAACCAAGUCUUCCUCACCUCUCCAGGAACGCAGCUGGUCUUCCCUCUGAGUCACACCUCCUACGUUGGUUUUCCAGGGAUGGAGAAAACCUCUGCUCCUCCCUAUCCAGGAGACACUCCGUACACUCAGCUCCCCUGCUCCGUUUGGAGUCCCUGCGUCCAAAACGUAGAAGUUGUUUGCUCCGAUCCAAAAGGUUUCCUCGAGAUAAGCCGUUCUGAUUCUGGUUGCAGCUGCGAGGAUCUGACUCAGAGCCCAGAGUGCAGCUUGCCUUGCAGUCCUGUGGAUGAGAUCCCGACACCCAGUCACUGUAGCGACUACUGCAUCCUCAACAAGACCGCUCAGGGAGUCGUUCCUGUGCUGCUGUCCAAAGAACGUCCUGCAGAUGUUCCCGACCAUUCUCUGAAGUCAGAAGGAUGAAAACUCCUUCUGUUUGUUCAUUUAGCAAAAAAUGGCUUUCAUCUGCUCAAUGCCAGUCAACAAACCUGCCAUGUUUCCCAUGCCUGGUGAAACUUAUCAGUUUGCACUUGCAAAGAAGUAGUUGAAUGGUGAAAGCAAAAUGAUUCUCAGUUUGUAAUAGACCUGCAGGAUAUCUGUGACCUGUCUGAGAACGUGAAGGUUUCACUUGUUCUUGGCAACAGACUGUUUUUUUUCUGCUUUUUUUGUUUCAGCUAAAGGAAAAGAAUGAAUCAUUUAACAGAGAUUCUGGUUAACAAUAGCUUUCUGAUUGUUUUGAGAUGCAUUACUUUCAAUAUAUUUUUGCCAGGGUUGAAAUAUUUUAGUAUGGUUUCAUAGGAAACUUUUUUUUUUAUUUGUGCCAUUCAAUGCACACGUUGAGUUUACUCUGACUCCAUUUAAUCAAGUCAGAACAGACUCUGUUCGCCUGAAAGUGUUCUUGGCUUCAGAUGUAAAAAGGGUCAGAAAUGGUAAUGUACUGAUAAACCUCUAAAUUUAGGCAGAAAAAUGGUUUCUCCAUCAUUUUUUGCCAUGUAUUUUUUCUUUAUUUUUUUGCACAGCAUCCUGAUCUGCUUAUAAAACAAGCAGAAAAUUAUGGAUCUAGAAGUUGAAUUAUGUCUCUCAUAAUUUCACUAAGGGACAUUGAACUUUUAAAGCAUCACUGAAAAUGUCUUCAUCUUUGCCGUAUUUUAUACUACUUUCAUCAGGUACUUUCACAUUAAUGUCCUGAAUAUAUCUGCAGCUGAAUGUUGAAUUAACAUGUGAAUCUCCUGUUUAGAAAUUUAAGAGAUUGUCACUUUGUCUACAGCAGAAGAACGAUGUGCUACUAAAUUUAUAAGAUGGAGUAGCAAUCAAAACUAUCCAAUCAAAAACUGAAAAAGCAAACAUCUGGAAACCAAAUGUAACCAAAAAGGCACAAACAUGCAUGGGAAGAACAUGCUAAAACGAAAGUGUAUCCAUUUUGCCUCUUUUUGUUCUUUUGCAAUAAAAAAAUAAAUAUUCUUUUGAAACUGGAAAAAAAAAGUGGUAAAGAAGCUGCUAAACUGAGUUGUAUUUCAGGUUAUUCUGUCAUUUAC
Poecilia latipinna (sailfin molly) is the source of this 2743-nucleotide messenger RNA. RefSeq names its product interleukin-21 receptor-like. Gene Ontology annotation, cellular component: external side of plasma membrane. Gene Ontology annotation, molecular function: cytokine receptor activity; protein binding. The record is from RefSeq and is a predicted model, not a curated record. The coding region runs from base 267 to 1631 and encodes 454 amino acids. The transcript has 9 exons. Gene Ontology annotation, biological process: immunoglobulin mediated immune response; cytokine-mediated signaling pathway. Lineage: Eukaryota; Metazoa; Chordata; Actinopteri; Cyprinodontiformes; Poeciliidae.